Molecule: messenger RNA, 1550 nt
Organism: Effrenium voratum
Lineage: Eukaryota; Dinophyceae; Suessiales; Symbiodiniaceae
Source: the annotation of a GenBank genome assembly
GAAGGACAGCGACACAGGGCUUUAGACUUCCGUUGCGAUGUUGCCGCCCCUGGCAGCUGUGAGCCGCGGCCAGGCGCCGAAGCCGCCAGCUCCGGCGAAGGUGACGCCGAAGCUCUCGGAGAAGGCCGCGAACUUCAAGGCUGCAGUGGAGGGUGGCAAGAAGUGCCUGGAGCGGGAUCACAUGGAUCGACAGAAGCGCCUUGACUUCCUGGAGGAUUCGGUGGCCACUUCCCCGCUGAAACGUGAGCUGUUGGAGGCGGAGUUUCAGGCGCGCGAGCAACGUGGCGUCCUCGCCAAGUUCAGGCACUGGUCGACUGCAGACUUUCAGCCCAUCGCGGUACUCGGUGCAGGUGCCUUUGGCACGGUCUACCUGGUCCGGCAGAAGGAGAAAGACCAGUACUUUGCCCUGAAGCAGAUGACAAAAGUGAGGCACGGAAAGAAGAACCUGAAGCGGUGUGUCUACACUGAGCGCGAGGUCCUGGCGCAAGCGAGAAACAGGUGGUUCGUGGAGCUAAGCGCCACCUUCCAAGAUGCGGACCACAUCUACAUGCUCAUGGAGUUUCUCCCGGGAGGCGACCUCUUCAGAUGGAUCGAGGUGAUGCGCCGCUUCUCCAUGGACGAGACGCGCUUCUACAUGGCGGAGUUGCUAGAGGCGCUCGAUGUGCUGCAUAAGCACGGCUUCAUCCACCGCGAUAUCAAGUUCGACAACAUGGUCUUGACCGCGCAGGGCCACCUCAAGCUUUUGGAUUUCGGCCUUUGCCGAGCAGACCCCCAUGGUGAUGACCUGCACCUGCACGACUUCGGUGAACCGAAGCCAUCCCCAAAAAGCAUGCUGACCAAGAGACAGGAGAUGGCCACUCAGGUUGGGACGAUCUAUUACAUGGCACCGGAGGUGUUGCGCGGAGAGGUGAGCCCGGCCAGCGACAUUUGGGCAGUGGGCGUGAUGACCUUUGAGUGCCUCUAUGGCUCCCCGCCUUUCCGUGUGGAGGAGAAAGGGGAUGAGGUGAAGAAGCGUCACAUCAUGCGGCAGAUGGUGCUGAACCACAAGACUUCCCUUCCGCCGCGAAUGGCCAAAGCCAAGAAGCUCGGCUUCAUCCCCGCUGACGCGGAGACGUUUAUCUCCAAGGUCAUGUGCGAAGCGGCCGUGCGCAUUCCCAUCGCGCAGUGCCGCGCUGAGCCCUUCUUCCAGGGCCUGGACUUCUCGCGCUUGCAUUUGAUGGAGCCCCCCUUCAAACCUGAGCUCUCGGGCCCGGGCGAUCUCCGAAACUUCGACGAGUUCCCCUUCAAGGCUUUGCCCACCGCGGAGGUCACAGCCUGGAACGAGGACCCCUCCAUGGAGUGGAGCAACUACGACUUCGACCGGGACGCCUUCGAGCUCCAACGCCCCGAGGCGGUAAAAGAGCUGCUGCAGAUCCACGAGCAGGAGGCAGUGCUCGGCAUCUAGACCGGUUUCCCGGCUCGUUUGUCUGAAGCGCUUCCGGACUUGCCUGGAAUUCGAUGCAUAGAGCACUUGCAAGUGGAUGUGGGUAUGUCCUUUAUUCAAAGGACCC